AUGCCUGCCGUUGGAGACCAACACAAGCCCAAUGGCAACGCCACUGCCAAUCCAUUUGAGGAACCGAAACAGAGAAUCAGCGAAUUUACGGCCCUAGAAAUCGCCACCCUACAGAGCCGACUGGACAAACAGUUAGGUCCGGAAUAUAUCUCACACCGGCCGGGCCCGGGUGGCCAGAAAGUCCACUAUCUUUCUGCGGACAAGUUGAUCAAUCUCGCGAACGAGGUCUUUGGCUUCAAUGGCUGGAGUAGCUCAAUCCAAAACAUACAGAUUGAUUUCGUUGAUGAAAACACACAGACUGGCAAGAUAUCCCUCGGCCUCUCUGUCGUCGUGCGAGUCACACUCAAGGACGGAACCCAUCACGAAGAUAUCGGUUAUGGGCAGGUUGAGAAUGCGAAAGGAAAAGCCGCUGCGUUUGAGAAAGCCAAGAAGGAGGGUACAACCGACGCUUUGAAGCGAGCAUUACGAAAUUUCGGUAACUUGCUUGGAAACUGUGUCUAUGAUAAGUCAUAUCUCGCCAAGGUCACAAAGUUGAAGGUCGGGACUGCGAAAUGGGAUCCGGAUGCUCUACAUCGACACCCGGAUUUCGCUCCCAAAAGAGAGGAAGUUGUGGCGAAGCCGAUGUUGCCUCAGACAUCCAAAGAAAUAUCUGCUGACUUUGAUGACACUUUUGAUUGUGAAGAUUUCGAAUUGGAAGAUUUUGAUGCCAUCGACAUGGCACAACAAGAAGAGGCGGCUCUGUCGACAGAAUCGACGGAUGGAAUCCGAAGGACCGCUAAUGGUGCAUCGGAUCGCAUGCUCCCACCGCCCAGAGCCGAGAUAUCAACACCAUCGAAAGCACCAGUGCCAGGUGCUCGGCCUGGAGCCGUGAGAUCUGCUGCGCCCUCAUCAAGGGGCAUAAUUCCCCAGCCUCUUCCUGGCCAGCGUCCUCCCCAGGUUCCACCCCAAACUGUCAGGCAGCCUCCCAGUGCCGACUCACGCGGCGCUGCUGAACAGACGCUUCGAUCCUCUUCUCCCAGUGUUGCGCCCGACCAUAUCGCUCGGCAGACUUCAUCUGAGAUUCCUCGUCCGGCAGGCUUCUACUCUGCGAGAGCAGCUCCCAACAUUGACGCCAAUAACAACUCCACAGGACCUGAUGCAGCUGCGGCACCAAAAUUCAACCCCCACGCUGAAAGUCCGUCCAUCCGCAAGACCUCUGGGGUCGAUCAUUCCAAAUCUGUUCCACUCAAACGCGACCUAAAACCCGACACAAACAAUGCAACGACUAUGAUCAAUCCUCAGUUGGACUCGAGUAGAAGGGUUGGAGCUCCAAGUCCAGGCGGUCAGCAUCCAACUAUACGAGGACCUACCACUUCGGCAUAUCGACCGCCUACACGGCGCGGACCUGAUACUGUCCCUUUGCACUCGAACCAGGCAGAGCAAGGUGCGACGGACAGCGGACAACAAGCGGCCAAGCGGACGCCUCUUGGAGAUUUAAGUAACGUGCAGCAUAGCGUCACAGCAGUCACUUUGGACGGUGCUGACGCAAAGCGACAAAGGAUACAAGACUCGGGGCAGGCUGGGAGAGGUGGCACGGUGAGCGAGACCGAAGCUGCCAGCUAG
Exophiala spinifera is the source of this 1602-nucleotide messenger RNA. RefSeq lists its product as uncharacterized. Gene Ontology annotation, biological process: DNA recombinase assembly; double-strand break repair via homologous recombination; mitotic recombination. Lineage: Eukaryota; Fungi; Ascomycota; Eurotiomycetes; Chaetothyriales; Herpotrichiellaceae. Bases 1 to 1602 code for a protein of 533 amino acids. The transcript has 2 exons. The record is from RefSeq and is a predicted model, not a curated record. Gene Ontology annotation, cellular component: nucleus.